Ceratotherium simum simum (southern white rhinoceros) is the source of this 3024-nucleotide messenger RNA. The record is from RefSeq and is a predicted model, not a curated record. Lineage: Eukaryota; Metazoa; Chordata; Mammalia; Perissodactyla; Rhinocerotidae.
AUCGGCUCCUAAGGAAGUCAGCAGGUACCAAGAUACGAAUAUGCAGGGAGUUGUGUAUGAACUAAACAGCUAUAUAGAACAACGGUUGGAUACGGGAGGAGACAACCAGCUACUCCUCUAUGAAUUGAGUAGCAUCAUUAAAAUAGCCACAAAAGCUGAUGGAUUUGCACUGUAUUUCCUUGGAGAGUGCAAUAACAGCCUAUGUGUGUUCACCCCACCUGGAAUCAAGGAAGGAAAACCCCAGCUGAUCCCUGCUGGGCCCAUUGCCCAGGGCACCACUAUCUCUGCUUACGUGGCCAAGUCCAGAAAAACGUUGCUAGUAGAAGACAUCCUUGGGGAUGAGAGAUUUCCAAGAGGUACUGGACUGGAAUCAGGGACUCGUAUCCAGUCUGUUCUUUGUUUACCAAUUGUCACUGCGAUUGGUGAUUUGAUCGGUAUCCUUGAGCUGUAUCGGCACUGGGGCAAAGAGGCCUUUUGUCUCAGUCAUCAGGAGGUCGCAACAGCAAAUCUUGCCUGGGCUUCAGUAGCAAUACAUCAGGUGCAGGUAUGCAGAGGCCUUGCCAAGCAGACUGAACUGAAUGACUUUCUACUCGACGUAUCAAAAACAUAUUUUGAUAACAUAGUCGCAAUAGAUUCUCUACUUGAACACAUAAUGAUAUAUGCAAAAAACCUGGUGAAUGCCGAUCGUUGUGCACUUUUCCAGGUGGACCAUAAGAACAAGGAGUUAUACUCAGACCUCUUUGAUAUCGGGGAGGAAAAAGAAGGCAAGCCCAUCUUCAAGAAGACCAAAGAAAUAAGAUUUUCAAUUGAGAAAGGGAUUGCUGGCCAAGUAGCAAGAACAGGGGAAGUCCUGAACAUUCCGGAUGCCUAUGCGGACCCACGCUUUAACAGAGAAGUAGACUUGUACACGGGCUACACCACCCGGAAUAUCCUGUGCAUGCCCAUCGUGAGUCGAGGCAGCGUGAUCGGCGUGGUGCAGAUGGUGAACAAAAUCAGUGGCAGUGCCUUCUCCAAAACAGAUGAAAACAACUUCAAAAUGUUUGCCGUCUUUUGUGCUUUAGCCUUACACUGUGCCAAUAUGUAUCAUAGAAUCCGUCAUUCAGAGUGCAUUUAUCGGGUCACUAUGGAAAAGCUGUCCUAUCAUAGCAUUUGUACUGCAGAAGAAUGGCAGGGCCUCAUGAGUUUCAACCUUCCAGUGCGUCUCUGCAAAGAAAUUGAGUUAUUCCACUUUGACAUUGGUCCUUUUGAAAACAUGUGGCCUGGAAUUUUUGUCUAUAUGGUCCAUCGGUCCUGUGGGACAUCCUGCUUUGAGCUUGAAAAGUUGUGUCGUUUUAUUAUGUCUGUGAAGAAAAACUACCGUCGGGUUCCGUAUCACAACUGGAAGCAUGCAGUCACAGUGGCCCACUGCAUGUAUGCCAUACUCCAGAACAACCACGGGCUCUUCACCGACCUUGAGCGCAAAGGACUGCUGAUCGCGUGUCUGUGUCAUGACCUGGACCACAGAGGCUUCAGUAACAGCUACCUGCAGAAAUUCGAUCAUCCUCUUGCAGCUCUCUACUCCACUUCUACUAUGGAGCAGCAUCACUUCUCCCAGACGGUGUCCAUCCUCCAGUUGGAAGGGCACAAUAUCUUCUCCACCCUGAGCUCCAGUGAAUAUGAACAGGUGCUUGAAAUCAUCCGCAAAGCCAUCAUUGCCACGGACCUGGCUUUAUACUUCGGAAACAGGAAACAGUUGGAGGAGAUGUACCAGACUGGAUCGCUAAACCUUAAUAAUCAAUCACAUAGAGACCGUGUCAUUGGUUUGAUGAUGACUGCCUGUGAUUUAUGCUCAGUAACAAAACUGUGGCCAGUUACAAAAUUGACGGCAAAUGAUAUAUAUGCUGAAUUCUGGGCUGAGGGUGAUGAAAUGAAGAAGUUAGGAAUACAGCCUAUUCCUAUGAUGGACAGAGACAAGAAGGAUGAAGUCCCACAGGGCCAGCUUGGAUUCUACAACGCCGUAGCAAUUCCCUGCUACACUACCCUUACCCAGAUCUUCCCUCCCACAGAGCCCCUCCUUAAAGCGUGCAGGAAUAACCUCAGCCAGUGGGAGAAGGUGAUUCGAGGGGAGGAGAGUGCAGUGUGGAUCUCGUCCCAACCAGUGGCCCAGGGGACCUCUGAGAAGCUGCCUGUGAAGACAGAUGACUGCUGAUGAGCUGUCCCACCUCAAGAUGCUCGUCUAGCUUCUUUGACUUUUCUUCCUUUUGUUUUUGUGGGAGGAAACCUACACCUGGUACCUGGGAUGCAAACCUCUUCAAGAAGGUAACAUCGAGUCAAUAUGUCAAGCAGAUGACUCCCUGCCAGUCUCAUCUGUAAAGCAUCAUAGACAGUGGUCAACUAGGACCACCCCAUGACCAGAAAUCAGCUGUCCACAUGACUCCAUUGGACUUGUGAACUGGCCUUUUCUAAUAGGCUAAUUUGCUGAGGCCUUAAUGGAAAUGGACAAAAAUUAUUCAGAAGGGGGUACUUUUCCAUUGUAUCUUUCUAGUGAGGGUUUAAAAUGGUACUAUUAUCAUAUUGUACUUUGGCUUUAACACCAAUGUUGCUUUGAUGUUGUUGGUUAUAAAUAGGAAUUUUUACACAUUACUGUUGUGAAUGUUCAUGUGUGACCUACUUGUAAUUAGCGUGAAUUGUAGCAGACAGCCUCAGGACACGUGUCAUCGAGGUUACGGAGUAAGAAGUGUCAUUCUGCAAUCAGUGAUGGAAAAUAGUCAGAUUCUUGUUUCAGAGCCUCAUGAAUUAAAAGUUAGGUGGACUAAAGUGUAUCCUUUAAGUUUAUACUAAAGGGCUUAGAUGAAUAAAUUUAACACUAAAGGAAGUAGAUAUUCUGUCCUCUGGAGAAAAGAUGCAGAUAUACAUCAUAAUAAAUUCAGAACUCUAAGUAUCAAUUCAAAAGAUAUCAAAGAAUAUUUUUAAAAUUUUUUUCUUCAUUGUAAUCUUGGCACAUUUACUAAACCCUUUGGAUAAAGAACAAAAUAAAAGCAAAGC